This is a messenger RNA of Cadophora gregata, 2230 nucleotides long. RefSeq lists its product as uncharacterized. Bases 224 to 1756 code for a protein of 510 amino acids. The transcript has 2 exons. Gene Ontology annotation, molecular function: heme binding; iron ion binding; oxidoreductase activity, acting on paired donors, with incorporation or reduction of molecular oxygen. The record is from RefSeq and is a predicted model, not a curated record. Lineage: Eukaryota; Fungi; Ascomycota; Leotiomycetes; Helotiales; Ploettnerulaceae.
CUUUGUUCUGCCUCGAUCAUCCUCGAAGAAGCAUAGUAAACCUGAAUCUCAAUUGGAAAGGAACAGAGUGUUCUCUUAGCCAGAAUGUUGACUGCAGAGAAGCUCUAUCCCAAAUGGGCAACGAGCUCUCCCACAGAACUUACAAUCUUCGUUUGCGUUGCCGUUGCUCUAUAUGUAAGCUUCCUCGAUGAGCACAAGUCGGUUUGUUGACUAGUCAUAGUUUAUGACUGUCUUCUCAUACCGGCUGACCUUUCAUCCACUCGCCAAAUUCCCAGGGCCCUUCUUCGCUCGCAUAUCAGACUGGCCCUUGGUGAUCCACUGUUAUCGCGGUGAUAGACAUCUGUGGGAAUACGAAAAUCAUUUAAAAUAUGGAUCGAUCGUCCGUUAUGGAGCCAACUCGCUCUCGAUAUCAACACCUAGUUCAAUCCCGUUAGUUCAUGGUCCAAAAGCCAACGUGAAAAAAGGCGCUUGGUACAAAACGUUGGAUAUCAGUGCUGGAGCUCCGUCUGUCCAAAUGGAAAUUGAUAAACACGAGCAUGCGAUGAGACGACGAUUCCUUCAACCGGCAUUUAGCGAGCGAGCGCUGAAGGAAGCUGAAAGGCUCAUCUCAAUCAGUGCAAAAAACUUCUGCCAGGCCCUCACUGCUGGAAACGGGGAUGAAGGUUGGUCAGAGCCGAAGAAUUUCAACGACUGGGCAACAUUCUUCGGAUUCGAUUUCGUAAGUGAUCUGGGGUAUGGAAAGAGUUUCGGCAUGCUCGGCAAUGAUGAGAACAGGUGGAUUCCAGGUGUUUUGAAGUCAGCUUCUAUUUUCCUAUAUUACGUCGGCUAUCUUCCUUUCAUUGACCUGGUUCGGCCUUUGCUGGGAACGUGGGUACAGGAUUACAUCGGCGGCCAGGCAGCUGCCGACUCGCUCAAGUUCACCAACUUAGCAAAUGGAAGAUUGGCUGAAAGAACGGAACUCGAGAAGCAACGAAAAAUGGACGAUCAGGAUUCCUCAAGGAAAGAUACAUUUCACUAUUUGCUUAACAGCAAAGAUCCCGUCUCAGGAAAAAUGUUCACCACCGAACAAUUGCAGGCAGACUCUGCACUUAUCAUUGCUGCUGGAAGCGAUGGGGUGGCUGUUACACUCGCAGCUUGCAUGUUCUACCUGCUUGACAAUCCACACGCUAUGGAUAGGAUCACCAAAGAGAUCUGCGAGAGUUUCUCAUCCGUGGAAGAGAUUGGCAAUCCAAAGCUGGGCAGUCUUCCAUAUUUGCAUGCAUGCCUGGAGGAGACACUUCGACUGAACCCUCCAAAACCAAGCUCGUUGCCACGCGAGGUAUUGAGAGGUGGUCUACUCAUAGAUGGGCAUCUUCUGCCAAAGGGUAUAAAUGUGGGUUCACCAUUAUAUGUGAUUCAUCAUGAUCCUGAUGUUUUUCCGGAUCCGUGGAUGUUUCGUCCUGAGCGUUGGAUCUCUUCGCCUGCGACAGGCGUAACACCAGAAGACGUGUCUGCAGCAAAGGCAGCUUGUGCUCCAUUCUUGAUUGGCCCAAUGAACUGUAUUGGGAAGAACAUGUCCUACAUCGCGCUAAAACUGGCACUUGCCCAUCUUCUAUUUGCAAACGAGGUGAAGAUAAGCAGUAGAUUGACCGGAGGUGGACUUGCGGAUGAUAUGGAGCAGCUCAGACGGAGGCCGGGGGAAUAUCAGAUGACCGAUUGGAUCCUAGGUUUUAGGGAUGGGCCAAUAGUGGAAGUGAGGCCAAAAUAUGUCUCGUAGCGCGUAAUACUUAGCUAGGAAAGCUUUGGCGUAACGUCCAGCAUCUUUGUCAAAGUAGGACUCAGGGCUCAGUCGGGCACUCGUUGCGGAAUAAGUGGUUAUAUCCAUCCAACGCUGGUACAGGUUUGGGAAGUUUUACCUAUUGAAGUGGCAUUGACUCAGACACUCGAAGAAGAAGAAAAAAACAUGGCCAGCUGUCGCAAAGACGGGGCCUUGUCAGCAAAUUUACAUGCACGUCAAGCUGCAAAUGAAAGAGCGUGAAUCUCCUUACUGUGCUCGUCCAUAGAUGGUAGCGAUAGGAGGAGAAUGCAAUCGUUGAGCUCGUGGAGGAAGUCGGUUCGCCUUUCAACCUUUCAUUUCCCUCAAAGUUGGCAACGCCAUAUAGAAGAGAAUCGGGGCUUGUUGCGAGAAUCGGGUGGUUUCAAUUCUCCAACAACAUUCCGUCCGAGAAUCUAUUCCUAGGAUUCGGCGAGC